Molecule: messenger RNA, 2079 nt
Organism: Histoplasma mississippiense
Lineage: Eukaryota; Fungi; Ascomycota; Eurotiomycetes; Onygenales; Ajellomycetaceae
Exons: 4
Source: RefSeq, a predicted model, not a curated record
AUGGCUACAGGUGCCAGCGGGAUCCCCAGUGCCACGCCACAAAAGCGUACGGCAGCACAGGAUGAGGUGGACAGAUCAUGCCAGAAGGUGCAGUUCCAGCAGAUAUUUGCAUCGCGCAAGGGCUCCCACUACAUACAGAUCCAGACUAAGGAGACUACUGAGCAUACCGGCACGCCAGACCAGAACAGAGCCAGCCAGGCCAUUGAUGAGCUGGAGCGGUUUUACCAGGAACAGCAACGGCAGACCAGCAAUGUCAUCCAGGCCGGGGAGCACGAUGAAGCCAACCCAUGGCUGCGGCGGACCAGAUGGCCGGUGUACUUGACCAACAUCGCACCCAAUGAUCUGGUCAACUGCGUCCAGCGGCCCGAGGAUGACACCACGUGCCCAGAUGAACUGGCCGCGAGGGCUAUCUGGGAGGCCAUGGGUCAGGUUGCCCGUACCAGCCAGCGAGUCAUCACACGGCUGGGCCACUUCGUCCGCAUCGAGGCCAUCCGCACAGAGCGACACCAGACCCGGCACACCCCGUUGCAGGCGUACAUGGACGAGGAGAGCAUCGCCGAGCACGUGAGGCCAUGGCAGCAGAUGUUGAUGUUUUUCGCCCGAACGCAGGUCGAGCAUGAAUGGACGAGCGCACAGUACCGGUUCACACCACGGCAGCGCAAGACAUGGAGGGUAUUAUGGCAGGUAGCCACCACAGAGGGAGCCGACCAGCGACACUCCAUCAGCCCAGACCCCAUGGAUGAGCAGAUGACUGAGGAAGAAGAAGAGGAGGAGGUGGUGGAGGAGGAGGAGGAGAAGAGACAGAGAGAUACCCAGUCAGAAGAAGAAGAUAAGUUCAAAUUAGUCAAGAUUCAGAUGGCAUGUUUGGAUUUUUGCAUUGAGCUGCUGAACCAACACGUUGGCGGUGCUGGGACGGGGGGAGUAUGGAUGGUGCGACGCGAAGAGCUACCCACCAAUAUUGUCACGGAUCAAGAAGAAGAUAAGUUCAAAUUAACCAAGAUGCAGAUGGCAUGUUUGGAUUUUUGCAUUGAGCUGCUGAACCAGCGGGUUCAGGUGGAGGAUUAUGAGUGCGCGCUGGUAGACGCGUUGGCGGUGCUGGGACGGGGGUUGUAUGGAUGGUGCGACGCGGAGAGCUACCCACCAAUGUUGUCACGGAUCAUCAAGGUGGCACGGUUCAUGGUGGUGCACAAGGCGCUGCGACUGGACGCCAAUGCAUCCGACAUGCUGGCCAGGAACCAAGCAAGCCAGAUGGUGGGAGAGUGGGCCGUGGUGAGCCCCAUGGAGGAGGCGGAUUACACGUUCACAGGCAACCAGAAUGAAGGAAAGCAGCGAUCGUUUCAGGAAUGGCUUGAGCUGUUCAUGGAGGCAUUCAUGGUCCGCGGCACACACAGUCCCAUGCAGUGGAUGCUGGACCUGCGCACGUAUGGAUUGAAGGUGCACUACAGCAACACCACACCCGGCCACGUCGGCUGGAUGGGAGGGGAUGAGCUGCUGUACAAGGACAUGCACUUCACCAUGGGCGACUUCCGGGGCUUCACACACGGGCUGGUGGGAGCGACGAGGCGGAUCCUGCGGGAGGAGUUGUUGUUUGAGAAUGAGCUGAAUGGACAGCAGCCACCAGCCAUCCCAUGGUCCACGAUGCGGGAUGACCCCACCCAGGGAGGGACGGGGUGGAAUUUUUUAAAGGACAGCCGCACGCGGUGGCCUGUGGAUGGGGCACAGUGGUUGAUGCAGCAGAUGCGCAUACAGCCCGGGAUGCAGCGGCGGUUCAUCCAGCGAGAGCACAGCGACCGGCCCCGUUUGGCAAUCAAGGCGAUCAACGCAUACCUGCGCUGGGUGGUGAGAUUCCGGGAGAAGCUGAGCGUGGCGGUGCAUGUCACGGCGGGCCAACCGGCACGGGCGCCCGAGCUGCUCAGCGUCCGACACAUCAACACCGAGAACGGGGGCCACCGCAACAUAUUCAUAGAGGAUGGGAUGGUGGUAUUCGUCACGCGGUACCACAAGGGGUUUCAAGCAUCCAAAGACAUCAAGGUGAUCCACCGGAAUGUCCCACAGGGAGGUCGGGGAACUGGUGGUGUG